GAUUGUGGAACCAUUGAAACCAGAUGUGACCAAGGCAAGGGAUACAUGUUUGUCGCAGAAGUCAUUUCAAACGUGCCUUCUCAAACUCCUGUCAAAUGGAAGCUCGUGUAUUCGCGCUCGUGUCCUGCGUUUGGCUACUCUUUUGCUAAGCUGUUGUGCUGGCUGGGGAGCGACGGUGAUGCAGGCGGUUCUUGAGGAAAAAGGCGAGAAUAUCGUUGGUGUUGUCUUCAGUGUGAUUUCCAUUACAAGGGCAGAAGCUACUGAUGAAAACCGCAGAGAGACUGUAAACAUAUUGGUGGGAUGCUUCCGUGUUCUUAAUCUGGUUAUGUUUUGUGACGAGAAUGCAAAGAAAACGGUCACUCUUUUUGCAAGAAACAGUCCAGUUUCUUUGAUGGAGCUUUUGCGAACGUUUACUGAGGAUAAUCUUGUUGUACAGAUUUUGGAAACCUGUGAUCGAGUGGCGGAUGACGAGAACCUAGCUCAACAGUGGGCCAGUGAUCGAUCAUUAAUUGAUGCGAAUGCUAACAGCUCUCAUCCAGAGAUUGCUCGCGCAGCACAGUCAUUGGUGUCAAAGUUAAGUGUGGUCAACUCGGAUUUCGAGCCAUUAGCGGGCGUAUUUGCCUCGAUGGGUACCGAAGGGUUUUCUAUGGAGAUGUAG
Cooperia oncophora is the source of this 658-nucleotide messenger RNA. NCBI's taxonomy places the organism in Eukaryota, Metazoa, Nematoda, Chromadorea, Rhabditida, Trichostrongylidae. The record is from the annotation of a GenBank genome assembly.